Molecule: messenger RNA, 2511 nt
Organism: Guillardia theta CCMP2712
Lineage: Eukaryota; Cryptophyceae; Pyrenomonadales; Geminigeraceae
Exons: 8
Coding region: 1-2511 (836 amino acids)
Source: RefSeq, a predicted model, not a curated record
AUGCAAGGGUGGCGCCAUGGAGACGGAAAAGCAAAACGAUAUAUGAGAUCAUUAGGGAUAUCAUGGUUGGUUGGAAGCACACCUCCAGGACCCAAGGUGUACUCUUGCAUUACCCUCGUUGUCGUGAUUGCAGUCACUUUGACACAACGAAGCGGAUUGAACUCGGUAGACUUGUUGUCGAUACCCAUCCCCAUGCUUCCGUUGACAGGCAAGAAAGAAUUGGCCAAGACUAAGAUGCAUAUUCUUUACCAGGAUUGGAGAGGUACUUCUCUUGAAUCUAUCGAUCGGUGGACUUUCAGCCACAAAUGGCAUGGCUCGUUAGACCUGGGCGAGAUUGAGAUGAAGAAGGUUGUGGCUCCUGAACUUUCGAUUGUGGGCUCUGAGGAGUACGGCGACAAGAAAUCACUAUCUGAAUUGAAAGAACAUCUUAUCAAACAUUUCAAGGUUACGCUAGAAGGUUCUUGGGAGCAGAAUCAAGCAUCAGUCUUGCUCGAUCAACUUCAAGCGUUAUGCUCUCCAACCAGCAAGUCUGAUCAGUCCGCUUUUCAAAUAUGUGAUAUUCAGCAUGAUACACACUGGAAAUUGAGUGAUAACUUGUUGAGCGACGAUAUAUCUUUGGUAGGCUCCGAUGUUUCUUUGGCAAGAAGGGCGUUGGAUUUUGCAGCUCCUCGUUCAGCGAAGGUAGAUGGCGAUAGUGGUGUCGUUAGAUCGCACAGACUUCAAUUUGCCUUGAUGAAGUUUGUGACUAAUUGGGGGCACAAGGAAAAAGUAGUCAACCAGAUUCUUCAGCGCAAAUUUGGUUCACAACUUGAUGUUGACGUUGGUUACAUCGACCUCACUUCUGUCACCACCUACGAAGAUAGGGAGAGGUUUCAAGCAUUCAAAGCUCCAGAACUAUUAUUCAUGAUGGAAUCGUGGAGCUUGCUCCCUCAGCAUCUGCACAAGGUCGAUGGAUUGAAGUAUGUUGUUCGACGACAACAGGGAUUAAAUCAUCCAUAUUAUGGUCCUACGACGGCAGUCUCCUGGCCGACAAAUAUGCAGAAUUCUUAUCAGGAAUAUAUGGAUUAUUCGUUUAACAAUGACGACUAUGGAGCAAGUAAUAACCCUGACGAAGACAUUGCUGAAUGCAUGGCAGCAUACGUGCUACACCCUAUGCUGCUACAAGUAAGAGCGCCUGUCAAAGAAGAGUUUAUUCGCAAACAAAUCAUGAGGAAUACACGAUACCUGGAAAAUCCUAUUUUCACUUUCAAGAUAGAAAAUGAGGAACCUUAUCGAAGAUAUCCACCUUCGGUGAACAACAUAGAUAUUCGUGUGGAAGGAGAUCCGAAUGACGACAAGACUGUUGAGAUGAAGAUGCUUGUUGAUGUUGGACACGGACCAAAUGGUGGUUCAAAAACUUUAACUCUUUAUCCGGACGCGGUCGAAGAAGAAAGUGGCGGUUCAAUUACAAUGCGUACAACUGAAGUAUUCAGCAAAUAUUGUGAAAAUGGCUUCUGGUCGGCCUCUCAGAUAAAGAUGGUCGAUAAAAUCGGGUCCGAACGUUGGAUUAAGGUGGAUGAGUACUCAUGGCGCCUGUACCUCAAUAAUGCCAUGGGUACCACUUGGGCACCAAGAUAUUUGUCUCAAACCUUGAAAUUGACGAAAACUUUGGAGAAGGACGACGAAUCAGGAUCGCAUUAUCCAGUUGUGACAGCAACCAUUAGGUUUCAACAAACCGGAGCUCCCCUCGAUGAAAAGUCACCAGUGUGGAUGAGGCUGGCUUCGAAGCCAAGUGCACAGGGGGGGGGGAUGACUGGAAGCGAAUGGGAUGGGAGCGGAACAAGCUCUUAUUCAUAUCCACUGUAUCAAGCAGGUACUUGCGUUCAGGACCAGAACUCUUGGGAUGGCGUAUGCACUGUCUCGUGGAAGCUGUCUCCAUAUUCUGCAGCUGGUCAAUAUUAUGUCUCCAUGAUUCAGCUGAGAGAUGUUGCUAGUAAUACAAGAAAUCAGUUUUUCACGCAGCAGAAGCCUGGAUGGACCUGCUGUGGGAGAGUAGGAAAUACCCCAAACGACGAAUUUCCUGUUCUCAUGGAAUUGCAACAAUGCGCACAAGGAACUGAAUUGUCUGUUGACAAUAUCUGUGUUGUUCAGGAUCUGAGUCCACCAAGUUUAGCUCCUGAGAGCAUCAAAAUUCAAGUAGAACCAGCUGAAAGUUCACAUCAUAACGGAGCUUCUGUUGUGAAAAUCCAAUUCAAGGCAAAAGAUGAUAAAUCUGGAGUUGGCACUGUCGCAUACCGGCUAAUGGAUCCUCAGGGUUUCUCACACCAGGGCUACAUGACGCAUGAGAAUGAGUACGGACCUGUUUUCCAUGGAGACCCAACCGCUUGGAAGGAGUACACCCUGACAGUAGAGCUUGCAAAGGGAAGCCCUCCUGGGAAGUGGCAGCUCGAGAGUUUAGACAUCCAUGACAAGGCGGGGAAUCGAAAGCAUCAUCAAUUCAUUGAACUGCUUCAGUUUGAGGCCUCGCAUUGA